Molecule: messenger RNA, 2856 nt
Organism: Trichoplusia ni (cabbage looper)
Lineage: Eukaryota; Metazoa; Arthropoda; Insecta; Lepidoptera; Noctuidae
Gene: Fkbp59
Product: FK506-binding protein 59
Exons: 7
Coding region: 171-1607 (478 amino acids)
Molecular function (GO): protein binding; peptidyl-prolyl cis-trans isomerase activity
Source: RefSeq, a predicted model, not a curated record
CAAAACUUCAAUUCAAACAGCACUAAAGGUAGAUUGACUGGCGCGCGCUGCCCGCGUAGUAAGUGUUUCCGAUACAGAGUUUUCGAGAAAAAAGUUUAGCUGAAUCGCGCGAGCUGUUUAAACAAUAAUUUAAAAGUUUUACGUAGCAAAGUAACUUAUCACUAGCGAAAAUGACUGUCGACGAAGGCGUAGAUAUCACCGAAGCCGGCGAUCGCGGUGUGCUAAAGAGAAUUAUCAAGGAGGGUAUAAGUACUGGUAACACGGCAGAAGAUACUCCCAACCCUGGGUGCCAGGUCACGGUGCACUAUACAGGGACUCUGCUGGACGGCACCAAAUUCGACUCGAGCAGAGACAGGAACGAACCUUUCGAGUUUAAUUUGGGCAAAGACCGAGUAAUAAAAGCAUGGGACAUUGGAGUGGCGACUAUGAAGAAGGGGGAGGUGUGUGUCCUGACCUGUGCCCCGCAGUAUGCCUAUGGCCCCGACGGCAACCCACCCAAGAUCCCUCCAAACGCAACACUGCAGUUUGAGAUUGAGAUGAUUGGGUGGAAGUAUGAAGACUUGUCUCCAGGCAAGAACAAGGGCAUCCUGCGCCACAUCAUUCAGCAGGGCGCCGGCUUUGACAGCCCUAAUGAUGGAGCUAUGGUCACAGUGGAGCUGGAGGGCAGACUACAGGCUGACGGCAAAGUGUUCGACACAAGAACAGUGACAUUCCCGUUGGGCGAGGGCAGUGAACACAAGAUCUGCGAAGGCAUAGAGCGAGCCCUCGAGAAGUUCACUAAAGGCGAGAAAUCAAGGCUCACCAUCCAACCAAAAUACGCCUUCAAAUCUGAAGGGAACUCAGAACUGGGAGUGCCGCCGAACUCAGUUGUGGAAUACGUAGUCACAUUAAACAGUUUCGAGAAAGCCGCCGAGUCCUGGUCGAUGGACGGCAAGGAGAAGCUAGAGCAAGCGAAGAUGUUCAAGGAGAAAGGCACAAACUACUUUAAAGGCAACAAGUUCCAGCUCGCCAUCAAAAUGUACAAGAGGGUGAUGUCAUUGCUUGAUGAUAUGCCUGAAGACACCAGUGAAACAGACGAGAAUAAGGCACUCGCGAAAGAACUUCUCCUUUCCAUCCACCUGAACCUCGCACUGGUGUACUUGAAGGUCACGCCAGCACACCACUUUGAGGCCAAGGACCACGCCCUAAAAGCCCUGAAGUUCGACGAGAACAACGUCAAAGGCCUGUUCAGGAAAGGCCAGGCUUUGCUCGGCCUUGGUGAAGCUGAAGAGGCCUUGAAAGACUUCCAGAAGAUUGUUGAAGCUGAGCCACAGAACAAGGCGGCCGCAAACCAAGUCACGGUGUGCAAGGCGACGAUAGCCAAACAGAAACAGAAGGAGAAGCAGCUGUACGCGAACAUGUUCGACAAGUUCGCGAAACACGACACGGAGGUGGAGAAGCAACGAGCUAAAGAUGAAAUAGACGUGAUAGGCGAGAAAGUCGGGGAGUGGGGAGCCGGCGAGGGCGAGUGGACGGACCAGCAGCGACACAGGAAACCCACAGAGUUCGAGAAGGAGAACCCCAACAUCCUCAUGCUGGACAAGGAUGGACAGUUCGAGAACAUGUGAAGACAUCUCCCUCACUCACUGGAUGCUUACAUCAAGCGCGAAUUUAAUUAUUCUUAUGAUGUUAUUGAAUCAGUGUUAAGUUUAGUUAUAGUAAUAAGAGAGGUGUUUAAAGAAUUAAAAAAGAUUUAUUUAAGUGCCUGCUAUCAUAUUUCCUGUUUCAUGUAAGCAUUCACUAAUAAGCGUCAGCCGCAAGUGCAUAAUUUUAGGUAGUGUGUUAAUCAAGUCGCUAGCAAUCCUUAGAUCUCUUCAUUGAAUUAUCUGCAGAAUUGAUUGAAACCAGGCCGGCGCAAAGCAGACUUUAAAACUAUCUGCACAAGGAGCUUAAUUGUUUGAUAAAAUGCUAUAGCAUUUCGCUUUUUAUUUAUCAAACAAUUAUGUAUUCUAUUUAGAUUCCAUUAAAGUCUGUUUUCGAAUGCCCCUUAAGACGCUUUCCUCAUCCAACUCAGCGCCGGCCCUUUACACUUACAAUAACUCGUACCAGAUUGCAUGUUAUUCACCAAUAAUCUGAUCAUUUUAAAUAAGCAACAUAACCUACCAAAAGGUAGAUCUGAGUGUUAUAUUAUUGCAUUUCUUACUGUUUUUAGGUCAAUUCGUUAAGCUGUAUACUGUAGUUAAAUUUCAAUAGUAAAAUUGUCGUGAAAUCUCUAAAUUUUAAAUAUAUUGUUAUCAUUGGCAUUCCUCUUGUAUGUUGUCAGUAAGGCUGUAUUCGUCUGCUCGUCGUUUCUUUCCGGACUUGUAAUAAGCUUGCAAUGUAACUUGGCUUAUAUUCCAGAAACAAUCAGAUUACUCCGAACGAAGGAAUUUCGUUUGAAUUAACAAGCUUAUUUUCCUUUUUUAAAACGACUCCCGCACUAAGGGCCUUAUAUUACCAAUUUGUGUCGCCGGGGUUUCCACAAACAAUCAAGUCACAUGCACAAGGCACCCAGACUCAGAACAAGCAUUCGUGGAUGACACAAAACGCGAGGAUCAACUCGUAGCGCAUAGUGUGUUUGGCGUGGUGACCUCGAACCUCGUUUGGUUUGAAGGCUUUUCAAAUCAAUUCCAAUAUAAUAAAAUUCAUGAAUUAUUACCCAUAUAACGUAACAUUGUUUUUAUCAUAAGAGUGAAAGUUACAUUGCAACUGUUGCAAGCAAUACCAGGGUUUGAAUAUUUUUAGCAUAAUAUCGUUUUCGAUUUGAACGGGUUUGUUUGUCACCGGUAACUGUAUUUAGUUGUACGAAUGAAUUUACUUAUUAAACUGUUGAUACAG